AUGCCGUGUUCCUGUGCCGAGUGGAGGAGGUGGAUCCGCCCGCUGGUUCUGGUUCUGUACGCUCUGCUGCUGGUGGCCGUGCUGCCGCUCUGCAUCUGGGAGCUGCAGAAAGACAAGGUCGGGACCCACAGUAAAGCCUGGUUCAUCGCCGGUGUGUUUGUGUUCCUGACCAUCCCGGUCUCCCUGUGGGGGAUCCUGCAGCACCUGGUCCACUACACCCAGCCAGAGCUGCAGAAGCCCAUCAUCAGGAUCCUGUGGAUGGUGCCCAUCUACAGUCUGGACAGUUGGCUGGCUCUGCGGUACCCCAGCCUGGCCAUCUACGUGGACACGUGCAGAGAGUGCUACGAGGCCUACGUCAUCUACAACUUCCUGGUGUUCCUGCUCAACUUCCUCAGCAACCAGUACCCCAGUCUGGUGCUGAUGCUGGAGGUGCAACAGCAGCAGCCCCACCUGCCCCCACUGUGCUGCUGCCCCCCCUGGCCCAUGGGCGAGGUUCUGCUGUUCAGGUGCAAGCUGGGAGUCCUGCAGUACACUGUGGUCAGGCCCGUAACCACGGUGAUUGCACUCAUCUGCCAGCUGUGCGGGGUUUACGAUGAAGCUAACUUCAGCUUCAGGAACGCCUGGUCCUACCUGGUUAUCAUCAACAACAUCUCACAGCUGUUUGCCAUGUACUGUCUGGUUCUGCUGUACCGGGCUCUGAGGGAGGAGCUGACUCCCAUCAGGCCUGUGGGAAAGUUCCUCUGCGUCAAACUGGUUGUGUUCGUCUCAUUCUGGCAGGCGGUGUUCAUCGCGUUCCUGGUGAAGGUGGGCGUGAUCUCGGACAGACACACCUGGGACUGGGACAGCGUGGAGGCCGUGGCCACCGGCCUGCAGGACUUCAUCAUCUGCAUAGAGAUGUUCCUGGCUGCCAUCGCCCACCACUACACCUUCACCUACAAGCCCUAUGUACAGGAGGCAGAGGAGGGAUCGUGUUUCGACAGUUUCCUGGCGAUGUGGGAUUUCUCUGACAUCAGAGCUGAUGUCACAGAGCAGGUCCGCCAUGUUGGUCGGACCUUCCUCGGUCGGCCCAACAAGAUGUACUUUGGCGCCGCAGCUCGACCCGAACACACCGAACACACCGGCCUCCUCACUGCCUCCUCCCAGGACCCCGUCACCGCAGCGACCACCUCCAUGCCUUCGUCCCCCUCCUCCAGUGGGCGGUACCAGGGCUUAGGCCACACCCCCACACCCCACUCCAUCUCCGCCCCUGCCGGCUUCACAUCUCCGUCCUGGGAGGAUGACGGCGAGGCCCCGCCCCCGCAGCCGGCCGGCCAAUGA
Molecule: messenger RNA, 1317 nt
Organism: Stegastes partitus (bicolor damselfish)
Lineage: Eukaryota; Metazoa; Chordata; Actinopteri; Pomacentridae
Product: transmembrane protein 184C-like
Exons: 11
Coding region: 1-1317 (438 amino acids)
Source: RefSeq, a predicted model, not a curated record